Molecule: messenger RNA, 1309 nt
Organism: Mya arenaria
Lineage: Eukaryota; Metazoa; Mollusca; Bivalvia; Myida; Myidae
Product: MIF-like protein mif-2
Exons: 3
Coding region: 87-422 (111 amino acids)
Molecular function (GO): phenylpyruvate tautomerase activity
Source: RefSeq, a predicted model, not a curated record
UAGAUUACAAAGUCGAAGGUUAAAGCCACAUCUACUUGUUGUCUUUCGUAUUUGUGGUUUAAUACAGAAACGGGAAGGAAUUAAAGAUGCCUUUAUGUUACAUAUAUACAAACCUGAAAAGUGAGGAGCUGGCGGAUACUCUAGAGGAACAGUUGACAGUCUGUGUGUCUAAAACGCUCGGCAAACCAAGAGAACGAAUCUCGGUGCUGGUGUUCCCAGGGACCCGGAUGAUGUUUCAAGGUUCCGAGAAUAAGGGAAUUAUUUGCCAGAUCCGCUCUAUCGAUGUGUUUGACGAGAGCCGGAACCCAGCGUACUUCCCACCCAUCAUGGAAGUCCUCACCACCGCCUCCGGGCUCGACGCCAAAAGGAUCACAAUCGAAUUAGUGGAUCUACCGGCACACAUGGUCAAGACGGGAAAAUGAAAGAACAAGCUUUGUAGCCUCUUGUCAAUAAAUCGAUCGUUUCCGAUAUCAGUGUGUGUAUACCACGUGAUAAAUUACGUCAUAUAUGCUACGUCGGAAGGCAACAUUUUGCUUAAAAUGAACACUUAAAACAAAGAUAACUUUUGUUUUACAACACCAAUUUAAAUAAAACAAAGGGCAGUCUAUGUCGCUUAAAGAGCCCCGCCUUCGUUUUAUUACUGGAGUUUGUUAAGGUGAUUAGUUUCAUCAAACACUUUGACAAACCUGAUUCCAAAAUAAUGUUUUGGCAGUGCUCCGUCAGAGGGCCGUAUUGUGAAAAGGUUUGUCGAAGUGUUUAAAGAAACUAAACUCUCAAUCAAACUCUGGUAAAAGACCGAAGGCGGGGCUCUGUAAGCGGCGUAGACUGCGCUAUGUUUCAUUUAAAAUGGUGAAGAAACAGUGACGUUAUCUUUGUUUAAAGUCUUCUUUCGAAGCAAAAUGUUGCCUUACGACGUAGCAUUUAUGACGCAAUUUAUCACGUGGUAUACACACACUGGAUAUUACUUUGAUGAUACAUCUAUAACUCCAUUGUCUUGCAAUAGUGUGUUCUAAUGUAAUACGUAAAUAUGUAUAUAAGUAUAUGUGACUUGAAUUAAUUUCCCCCGACAAUGUUCAGGCACAGCAUUGUAAUCAAGAACAAUACCUAGGUGAAGAUAUAGGGCGUACUUGAAUGGGCAUCACAUGCAUGCUGUGUGUCUGAAACGCAUAAACUUUAACAUGUAUUUAUAAGUAAUAUUUUAUAAUUCAUAAAUUCAUGUUGCCAUGGCUAAUUACCCAUUAUACGAAUGAGUGUACGUGUAUUGUUACUCAAUGUUACUCAGGAGAUGACACAUUUGAUAACUUGAUCC